Anoplophora glabripennis (Asian longhorned beetle) is the source of this 975-nucleotide messenger RNA. RefSeq lists its product as uncharacterized. The record is from RefSeq and is a predicted model, not a curated record. Bases 155 to 949 code for a protein of 264 amino acids. Lineage: Eukaryota; Metazoa; Arthropoda; Insecta; Coleoptera; Cerambycidae. The transcript is spliced from 3 exons.
ACAGGCGCAGGACUACGCGAAUACAAACACCGAAUUUCUAAAUUCUGCGUUUAAUCGACCAGGAAACCGCCUCAGUUAGCUGUUGCUGUUCCAAGUUAUAACUUCGCUUUUAUAUACCUACCUAUCUAACUCCGCAGGGAAAUUACAAGUAGCGAUGUCUGAACCAAAAGCUGAUACCGUUCCCGGUCUAGGAUUCAAAGACAAGGAGAAGGCUUUGGAAACUAUUAAAAAUUUAGAAGGGAGGGACCCCGACUACCAGAAGUUAGCUAUCAAAGGGCUGAUCGGCAGAGCCAAACGGACCCUAACACUGACAAAGGACAAAGACAAGCUGCAGAAUAUAAACGAUGCUAUGGCCGUUUUUGAGGAAUGGUUGAGAAAUUUCGAGUUAAACAAUUUGUCAAAAGAAAACCGCGCCUACUUACCACUAAUCUCGAUAGAAGCGUUGCUCCCUUUAAAAGAGCGAUUCGACAUAGAAGAUAAAAAAGUGGACAGUUUCCUGGAGGCAUACAAAAAAGCAAAUGCUGAUUACAAAAAUUUAAGGACCGUAGCAAGCGGGGAGGAUGAACCCACUUGGGAUAUUGUAAGAAACACUGAACUAAAAAAGUUACUGAAACAGCUGGAAGAAAACAAACCUGAAUUAUGGAAAGACGACUUACCAACAAAAGAACAUAUGGAAAUCAUUCUUUGGGCAUACAGUCCUGACGCAAGUAAAAUUAAAAAGAAUGUUUCUCUAUAUGAGGAGAAAUUGGGGACGGGAAAGAAAUCUGACAGUGACAUUGAAAUGGUGGGAGAGGAGGAAAAUGGGAAGGAAGGGAAGAAAAGGAAGGAAGAGAGGAAGCACAGUGAUGAGAAAGACGAAGACAGCAAAGAAAAAAGGAGUAGCAAGAGGAAAUCAUCCAGUGACAGUACAGACGAUGAAUCUCCUAAGAAGAAAAAUAAGGGUGAUUGAAAUAAUCAUUCUUAGGUAGUUUGUAA